Aspergillus heteromorphus CBS 117.55 is the source of this 3841-nucleotide messenger RNA. RefSeq names its product HMG-CoA reductase (gene hmg1). NCBI's taxonomy places the organism in Eukaryota, Fungi, Ascomycota, Eurotiomycetes, Eurotiales, Aspergillaceae. Bases 1 to 3387 code for a protein of 1128 amino acids. The record is from RefSeq and is a predicted model, not a curated record. Gene Ontology annotation, biological process: coenzyme A metabolic process; ergosterol biosynthetic process; isoprenoid biosynthetic process. Gene Ontology annotation, cellular component: endoplasmic reticulum membrane; peroxisomal membrane. The transcript has 4 exons. Gene Ontology annotation, molecular function: protein binding; hydroxymethylglutaryl-CoA reductase (NADPH) activity.
AUGGCUGCGACGUUGAUCCCAAGAAAAUUUCGGCCAGCGGACGCGGACGAUGAGGCUGAGCCCGGAUGGCUUAAACGUCAGGUCACUGGUGGCUUACAAUUUCUCUCCCGCCGUGCCUGUGUUCACCCCAUCCACACAAUCGUGGUGUUCGCCCUUCUCGCCAGCACCACCUACGUUGGUCUCUUAGAGGGUAGUCUGUUCGACUCCUUCAGGAAUCCUCGCAAUGUUGCUGGUCAGGUGGACGUCGACACCCUCCUGCAGGGUAGCAGGAAUCUGCGCUUGGGAGAGAGUACUGCCUGGAAGUGGCAGGUCGAAGAUGGCUUGACUGUCGAAGAAUCGGAGGCUACUCAGCACAUCGCACUCGCAACCUUUAUCUUCCCGGAUUCCAUGUCAAAGUCGGUCUCCACUGCUCCUCUCGCCGAUGGUGUUCCAAUCCCCGCAAACGCUUCCGCGCAACGGGUGCCUCAUACGCCCAAUCUCUUCUCGCCUUUCUCGCAUGACUCGUCUCUCGUGUACAAGCUUCCGUUUGACCAGGUCUCUCAAUUCCUGAAGGCAGUCCAGGAGAUCCCUGAGCCUUCUGUCGACGACGAUGAAGGGGAGCAGAAGAAGUGGAUUAUGCGCGCUGCUCGUGGUCCGGCUUACGGAUCUGCCGGUGCUCUUAAGCUUUGGGUGGCAGACGCAUGGGGCUCGUUCGUGGACCUGGUUAAGCAUGCUGAAACGAUCGACAUUGUCAUUAUGACUCUUGGAUACCUUUCAAUGCAUCUCAGCUUCGUGUCCCUCUUCUUCUCGAUGCGGCGUCUCGGCUCAAACUUCUGGCUGGCGACCACGGUUCUGUUCUCUGGUGCCUUUGCCUUUUUGUUCGGCCUUCUGGUGACCACGAAGCUCGGCGUUCCCAUUAACAUGCUGCUCUUGUCUGAGGGUCUCCCCUUUCUCGUGGUAACCAUUGGCUUUGAGAAGCCGAUCAUUCUGACCAGGGCUGUUCUGAGUGCGUCAGUGAAUCGCAAACAAGGCCAGUCUGGCAAAACCGGCGGUCAGCCGACUCCGAGCACCCCGAGGUCUAUCCAGGAUUCUAUCCAGACUGCUAUCAAGAGACAAGGAUUUGAGAUCGUCAGAGACUAUUUCAUUGAAAUUGCCAUUCUCGUGGCUGGUGCAGCCUCUGGAGUGCAGGGCGGCUUGAGGCAAUUCUGCUUCCUCGCAGCCUGGAUCCUUUUUUUCGAUUGCCUGUUGCUCUUCACCUUCUACACCACUAUCCUUUGCAUCAAGCUCGAGAUCACUCGCAUCAAGCGCCAUGUUGCGCUCCGCAAGGCCCUUGAGGAGGAUGGAAUCACCCACCGUGUCGCCGAGAGCGUCGCAUCGAACAAUGACUGGCCCAAUGCGGGAUCGGAGACUGAUGGAGCCAGCGAGACUAGCGUCUUCGGAAAGAAGAUCAAGUCGAGCAAUGUGCGCCGCUUCAAGAUUCUCAUGGUCGGAGGCUUCAUUCUCAUCAACGUCGUGAAUCUGUCUGCCAUUCCUUUCCGCAAGUCCACCGGCAUUCCUCUACUCUCCCGCAUCUCGAAUGUGCUAGCGCCCACGCCAAUUGAUCCCUUCAGGGUCGCAGAGAACGGUCUCGAUUCGAUCUAUGUUUCCGCCAAGAGCCAGAUGACGGAAACAACUGUAACGGUCAUCCCUCCGAUCAAGUACAAGCUUGAGUACCCCUCCGUGCACUAUGCUGCUGGAGAAGGCCAGUCUUUCGACAUCGAGUACAGUGACCAGUUCUUGGAUGCCGUCGGUGGACGCGUCAUUGAAAGCCUGCUAAAGAGCAUCGAGGACCCGAUCAUCAGCAAGUGGAUUAUUGCGGCUCUGACCUUGAGUAUUAUUCUGAACGGUUAUCUUUUCAAUGCAGCACGGUGGAGCAUCAAGGAGCCUGAGGCCGCCCCCAAGGAGGAGCCGCCGAAGCCCAAGGUUUACCCGAAGAUUGACCUGAACAACCAAGAGGGCCCCAAGCGAACCUCGGAGGAAUGUGAACUGUUCUUGAAGGAAAAGCGGGCGCCUUAUCUGACGGAUGAGGAAUUGAUUGAUCUCUCGCUCCGUGGCAAGAUUCCAGGAUAUGCUCUUGAAAAGACGAUGGAAAACGAAGACCUCAUGAGCCGUGUUGAUGCCUUCACUCGUGCGGUCAAGAUUCGCAGAGCUGUCGUGGCUAGGACUAAGGCUACCUCUGAUUUCACCGGCUCCCUGGAGACCUCCAAGCUUCCUUACAAAGACUACAACUACGGUCUGGUCCACGGCGCCUGCUGUGAGAACGUCAUCGGCUAUCUUCCCUUGCCCCUUGGAGUCGCGGGUCCUCUUCUUAUUGAUGGCCAAAACUACUUCAUUCCCAUGGCUACCACUGAAGGUGUUCUGGUCGCUAGCGCCAGUCGAGGCGCCAAGGCCAUCAAUGCUGGGGGUGGUGCUGUGACGGUUCUGACCGGCGAUGGCAUGACGCGCGGUCCUUGUGUUGGUUUCCCCACGCUCGCCCGAGCUGCCGCCGCCAAGGUCUGGCUUGACUCCCAGGAAGGUACAAGUAUCAUGAUGACCGCGUUCAACUCUACCAGCCGCUUCGCCAGACUUCAGAACAUCAAGACUGCUCUUGCUGGCACUUACCUGUACAUUCGGUUCAAGACCACCACGGGUGACGCCAUGGGCAUGAACAUGAUCUCCAAGGGAGUCGAAAAGGCGCUUCGCGUGAUGGCCACCGAGUGUGGCUUCGAUGACAUGGCCACGAUCUCGGUUUCCGGAAACUUCUGCACGGACAAGAAAGCGGCUGCGAUCAACUGGAUUGACGGCCGUGGCAAGUCUGUCGUUGCGGAGGCUAUCAUCUCUGGGGAUGUUGUCCGCAGUGUGCUUAAGAGUAAUGUGGACGCCCUUGUUGAGCUGAACACGAGCAAGAACUUGAUUGGCAGUGCCAUGGCGGGCAGCUUGGGUGGCUUCAAUGCGCAUGCUUCCAACAUUGUCACUGCCAUUUUCUUGGCUACCGGCCAGGACCCUGCGCAGAAUGUGGAAAGCAGCAGCUGUAUUACCACCAUGAGAAAUCUGAAUGGCAACCUCCAGAUCUCUGUGUCGAUGCCUUCCAUCGAAGUUGGAACGAUUGGCGGUGGUACAAUCCUCGAGGGGCAAUCCGCCAUGCUCGAACUCCUGGGGGUGCGCGGCUCCCACCCGACCAACCCCGGUGACAAUGCCCGCCAGCUGGCGCGCAUUGUGGCCGCCGCUGUCCUUGCCGGCGAGCUGAGUCUGUGCUCAGCCCUUGCUGCCGGUCACCUCGUCCAGGCGCACAUGGCACACAACCGUAGUGCUGCUCCCACCCGCUCCGCGACGCCCGUGUCCGCCGCCGUUGGCGCUGCCCGGGGCCUCGCUAUGACCUCUUCGAAAUGAACGGGAGUAUAUUGAGCGCUGUAGUCGCCUCUCCCAUCCGCUACUUGACGAGACCAUGUACAACCAAUACUCCUGCCGCGAGCAGACUCCCUCCCCCGACCCUCCUGCUCGUCGCCUUCCUUUCUACUUGAUGAUGAUACCUCUUGGCAUCUUGGCCCGUCACUACUCGGGGUGGUUCCGCGGGCUUUGUAGCCAGAGCGGCAUCCUGUACUGUACAUUUCUAACCUAUACAUACUUUUGUGGAUUUCACGUGGCCCGCGCAUCCCAUACUGGCCGGUGGAUGGAGCAUGGGCUUCGGAUGCGAGCUGAUUGGACUACGGGGCUAUAGAAGAAGGAACGCAGCAAUGACCAGGGGACUGCCCCGUGCAGUCGGGCCCAGGCAGGUCAUAUGCGCUGUUGGAAAGACUCGGACAUGAUUGUUAAUCAGAUAAUGUAUGGAGUAUGGAUAUCCAAG